ACCCGGAGGUCUCCUCCGCGGAGGAGGACCAUCAGGAUCAGUUUACCGGCAUCCCUCAGUCUGUGCGGUUACGUUCGGUAUUCGCGUUCAAUCCGUUGAAUCACGUGCGUCCUCGACAAAGGGUGAGAAAGAAUAAAGGGACAGGCAAUGUCGGCAUUAACGUUCCUCGAACGCAUUGCUGCAACGUCGUCAUCAAAUCGCUCUCGAGAUGUGUGAAACUCCUCCAGGAUUAUCACUGCAGCUAGAUCCAUGAUUGUGACAAAAUGGUGGAUUGGCAAAAGGCACUUCUAAUGGUGUUAUUGGCGCUUUUGAUCUAUCCAAACGAUAUAUUUGGCGGCGCUUUUCAACCCGAAUUCUCUGGUCCUAUCACCAAUCUAACCGUGCCACUCGGAAGGGACGCCACUUUCACGUGUCUGGUGAAACAUCUAGGAGGUUACAGGGUCGGUUGGGUGAAGGCGGACACGAAGGCGAUCCAGGCGAUACACGACCACGUGAUCACGCACAACCAGAGAGUGUCCGUGUCUCAUAGCGACCAUACUAUGUGGAACCUUCACAUCAAGGGCGUCCAGAAAGAGGACGGCGGCCUUUACAUGUGUCAGAUCAAUACGGAUCCCAUGAAGAGUCAGACAGGUAUGCUAUCCAUUGUUGUUCCACCUGAUUUUGAUCCCGAAGCAACAUCGAGCGACAUGAUGGUCGGAGAGGGCGGUCAGGUGAAGUUAACGUGCCGGGCGAGAGGCGUACCCGAGCCGCGCGUAUCCUGGCGCCGGGAAGACGGCAAGAACAUUAUAAUUCGGGAGCCAUUUGCAGGAAGCGCCCCGAACCAGAAGUCUUACGUGUCUUCCGUGACCGAAUUUCUCGGCGAGGAACUGAAGCUGACGAAGAUCUCGAGAAACGAAAUGGGGGUUUAUCUGUGCAUCGCCAGCAACGGGGUUCCGCCCGCGGUCAGCAAACGUAUUUAUAUCAACGUUCAUUUUCCACCAGUGAUUCACGUACCCAAUCAGCUGGUCGGCGCGCCCUUGGGGACCGACGUGGUCUUGGAAUGUUUCGUCGAGGCAUCCCCGAUGUCGAUUAAUUACUGGGUCAAGGACCCUAAGGGUGCGAUGAUAAUAUCUAGCGUCAGACACGAGGUCCAAGCGGUGACGAAGUCGCCAUUCGAGGUUCGGAUGGUCCUUACAAUCCGGAACCUGCAGAAAAACGAUGUGGGAACGUACCGAUGCGCGGCCAAAAAUUCCCUCGGCGAGGUUGAGAGUAGUAUUCGAUUAUACGAAAUUUCGGGGCCGGCGAAGACGCAAACGCCGGCGUUGCCGCCGUUCUAUGACGAAGAGGACGAGGUGGUGUACGGUUCGGCGGAGGUAGACAAAACGGAGAACAAGCUGCUGGUGGUAGAUAACACGAUUCACGGACACAUGGGUUAUCCGUCGCUCGCUACGCCAUCCUCCACGACUCGCGUCGGCAAGAAACGACCGAUUAACGCCGCCAAUUCGGCCGUCAAUUCUUAUCCACGACGAAUCUUCGUUCUGGUAUCGUCGCUGUUAUCGCUCCUAAUCGUUUGCCGAAGAUGGUGCUGGUGAUGAGAGACGAGAAAGAGCCGAGAAAUCCUGAAGAAUCCAGUCAGGGCAUCCGUCGUCAGUGCUCGCGAUCGCGCAUCGAUUUUCCGCGAUGACAUAAUUCGCUUUCGAAGAGGAAGCGUUGUUACAUGCGAUUAACACUCGAUGACCAUAAAAUCGAAGUUGUUUGUAUAGUAAGCUGCUGUGCUACUCCUGUGAAUUCCCCCUGAAAGAAAAGAAUAGAUAGAAUAGAUAUUCGAAAAAAUUCGGUGCUGUUGUCCAAAUGUAUUAUAUUUUAACCCUGACUGAUCAAUAUGAAGAAACCGCCAGGCCAGAUUCGUGUAAGAUAAAAGCUCGCAAGCUUCCAUCUUCAUUGGCUAUUCAGCAGCUUGCUCGGCUCUACGCGGCAAAAACAAUUUCGAAUGGGCUUAAGUCGCCGCCGCCGACGACGACGUAUCGUCUUCCCUGAGUGGCUUAUUCGUAAUUCGUAGACCUAAUCAAUGCAUGGGAAACUCGCAGAAGGGAUGAACCAGGGACUGAAGACGGGAACGUGCUUUGCGAGGUGAUAUUGAUCGUUAUACUUGGAUCGAAGAAUCGAUCGGUGAGUGCUAAGUUAAUUAAAUUCAGGGAUCGAAUACGGUAUAAUUUAACUCGGUUCUAUUUUCGAUAUACUUAUUAUAGUAUCAAAAUGGUGCCCUAGAUUUUUUACUCCCGUGCAAAAUUGAACAACGUGAUCCAGUACGAUACAUACGGCAGAAUGUCAAUGUUUUAUUUAAUCUCUGCGGUGAUUUGAGAAAAUAAAAUUAAUGCCAACAUCGAGCUAAAUAACGAUCUUUAAACGUAAAUUAUCAACUUCUUCUCUAUUUUAUUAUGUGAAGACAUACAUGUUAUCGAAUCAAAUUGCGAGUUCUCGAUUAAUUAAAAUUGAAAAGAAAUGCUGUAAUAAAAAGACGGAAACGAUGGACGCGAAAAAGAUAAGGAAGAAAACAAUGAUGCGAUAGUAGCUUAAAUUAAUCAGACAGGCGAAAUCAACGAUAAGAAGAAGAACAUAUCUCGAAGUGAAGAUAAUCCUGGAUAAUAUUCGCGCGGAUGGAAGAGUCAGAUGCGUAACUCCUCAGUUUCGGCGGCAAUAAAUCUGCGUGAUAUGUACAUAUUUAUGUGUAUCAUAUACAGGCACGCUCGCACGUGUAUAUGUGUGCAUACGUCAGGGUAAACUAACACAUUCGUGCCACUUUUCCCUAGCUCCCCGCUGCGCUCUCCGAUCGCGUGCGAGCGGCGUGGCGUUCCGUAGAUAGCCCUUGCGAUUACGCCAGUGUAAUAGGAUAUGUAUCGCGAGUUUAAAUGAGUAUUGAAAGCUUUAAAGGAGUUCGAGCCGGAAGUAGCAAGACGCCGUGUCUCGCGCCCGUCUUGGCGGACGCCCUCGAUCUCGGAACCAAUCGAUUGCGGAUGAACCCAAGUUCUUCGCCCCACACACACACGCCUCGAUCACGGACGUGCGAUCGUACCUGUCCCUUUUCGCAAACUUUCUUUUCUUUUCCACAAGGUUACCGUUCAGCCGAGAGAGAAUUUUCACUGCACUCUCGGUUAACAGUCCUCGACAGCAAAACUCUUCAGUCAACAUGGAAUUAAGUAUGUCUUCGAAGGAAACGUUUAAUGCUCCACUUUUUGAAUGCUAUUCUCCGUACCAAAACGCUCCCCGGUAGUAGUUGAGUAGAGAGUCGUUUUCAAUGAUUGUUCACUCGAGAGUUUUGCUUCCGAGAACGGCUCUCGAUAUUAGAACUUUCCUAUGGUUAAAAUAAAAUUGGACGAUAUUCGAAUAUUUACUCGAAAAUCCUAAUGGCAACUGCCGAUUGUGAAUUUAACAAAUUUGAAAGAGACAUUGCAUUUUUUUCUCGAGAAUCAGAU
Messenger RNA from Pogonomyrmex barbatus (red harvester ant), 3452 nucleotides. Its product is annotated as lachesin. The record is from RefSeq and is a predicted model, not a curated record. Lineage: Eukaryota; Metazoa; Arthropoda; Insecta; Hymenoptera; Formicidae. Gene Ontology annotation, cellular component: neuron projection.